GCCGGGAGGAGGGGCGGGGCCCCGUGAGGAGGGGCGGGGCCAGACGGGUCCCUACGGGGGCCAUAGGACCUGGCCCCGCCCCCGCAGGGCCUUUGGGGUCCCCUCAGGGUCUGGGGGCGCCCCAGAGGCCCCGCGGGGCCGUGGGACCCCCCCUGCACGGCCCUGCAGCGCCUUCAGCGCCUCCCAGCCCCCCCUGUACCAGGACGCCGUCGCCCGCCGGGCUCUGCGGCCCACGCUGCUCAGGAGCGUCUCGGUGCCGGCCGAGCCCCCCGCGCCCCCCGCCAUGGAUGUCACCUACGCCGUGGUCAACAAGCCCCGCCGGGGGGGCGGAGCCGCAGGGCGAGGCCCCUCCCCUUUGGGAAGAGACCACGCCUCCUUCGGACGAGACUCCGCCCCUUCGGGCACGUGCUCGCUGCCGGGCAGCCCCGUGCGCCGCCCCUCGCCCGGCCCGGCAGAGUCCCCCAGAGCCACGGACGGCGCCUACGAGGUCGUGACCCCCCCCGCAGACACCGGCAGUGGCCCCUGCCUGGGGUUUAACUUCCGCAUCGGGAAGCCCAAGGGCCCGCGGGACCCCCCGGCCGAGUGGUCCCGGGUGUGAGGGGGGGGUCCAGAUCCCUGGGCCCCCUCCUCACAGAAGAGAGGCUGCAGUGGAACCUGGCUGAUCCUUACCGAGCCCAAUAUAGACAAAAACGAUUUAUUAUGACAAAUAAAAACUGAUUGUGAGAGACCCAGCCGUGCCUGGGGGAGUCCA
Molecule: messenger RNA, 751 nt
Organism: Vidua macroura (Pin-tailed whydah)
Lineage: Eukaryota; Metazoa; Chordata; Aves; Passeriformes; Viduidae
Gene: PTPN18
Product: protein tyrosine phosphatase non-receptor type 18
Exons: 5
Coding region: 284-598 (104 amino acids)
Source: RefSeq, a predicted model, not a curated record